Molecule: messenger RNA, 6735 nt
Organism: Ochotona curzoniae (black-lipped pika)
Lineage: Eukaryota; Metazoa; Chordata; Mammalia; Lagomorpha; Ochotonidae
Gene: SPECC1
Product: sperm antigen with calponin homology and coiled-coil domains 1
Exons: 15
Coding region: 141-3332 (1063 amino acids)
Biological process (GO): actin cytoskeleton organization
Cellular component (GO): microtubule organizing center; filamentous actin
Molecular function (GO): protein binding
Source: RefSeq, a predicted model, not a curated record
UUUCGGAGCAUCUGUGAGAACGCCGAGCCGCGGCGGCUGCGGGCUGCGGGCUGCGGGCUGCGGGCUGCGGGCUGCGGGCUGCGGGAGCGCCACAGGAGCUGAGCGCCAGCCGAGCGAGGCCGAAGGACAGCUCCACAAGGAUGAACACGAGGAGCAGCGUAACCAAGCCCUGGAGUUCCGUGGUCAGAGUGGGCAGCCAUGGCCCCGACAGGGCACGUCCCCUCUCGGCAGCCUCAACUGGCAUGAAGAGUUCCAAGUCUUCAACCUCCUUGGCUUUUGAGUCCCGGCUCAGCAAGCUCAAGAGAGCCAGUAGCGAGGACAUGCUCAACAAGCCAGCAGGAGGCAGCACUUCUGGGGCCGUUAGACUGAAGAAGACCGCGACGUCCGGAGCCAUCUCGGAGCUGGCCGAGAGCCGGCUGAGGAGCCACCCAGGGACUGCUACAACAACCAAACGGACAGGCAUUCCAGCCCCCCGGGAACUUUCGGUGACCACUUCAAGAGAGAGGUCUGUGCCACGUGGUCCCUCCAAUCCCAGGAAAUCAGUGUCCAGUCCAACUUCUUCCAGCAACCCUACUCCUACCAAGUACCUGAGGACUACUUCCGCAAAACCCAAGCAAGAGAAUGAAAGUGGGGAGAAGGCGGUGCUUGAGUCUCAAGUUCGAGAACUUCUGGCAGAAGCCAAAGCCAAAGACAGUGAAAUCAACAGGCUGCGAAGUGAACUUAAGAAAUGCAAAGAGAAAAGGGCGCUGAGCCCCGAAGGAGCGGGCGCGUCAGACCCGGGUGUCGCUGUGACACUGGUCCCCGCAGGGGCCCCAGAACCUCUGAUCAGAGCUCUCGAGGAGAAGAACAAGGACUUUCAGAAAGAACUAGCCUUUCUAGAGGAAGAAAAUCGAGCCUUAAAGGAGAAAUUGACCUACCUGGAGCAGUCUCCAAACUCAGAAGGGACAGUAAGUCAGACUGGCGACAGCAGCUGCCCGGCAUCCCUAACUCAGGAGUCAAGCUUCGGAAGCCCGACAGGACAGGAGCUGUCGAGUGAAAUCGAGGAAUAUAAAAAAAGCUCCCAUGAAAAUGCGUUACGGACGUCGGGCUCUUCCAGCAGCGAUGUCACCAAGGCCUCCCUGUCGCCAGAUGCCUCUGACUUUGAGCAUAUUCCGGCUGAUAUCCCCUCCCGACCCCUGUCCUCCAGCAGCAACCCUUUUAAGAGCUCCAAGUGCCCCACCGCUGGCAGUUCCCCCAACAAUGCGAGCGAGCUCUCCCUGGCCUCCCUCACAGAGAAGAUCCAAAAGAUGGAAGAAAACCACCACAGCACGGCGGAAGAGCUGCAGGCCACCCUGCAGGAACUGUCGGACCAGCAGCAGAUGGUGCAGGAACUGACAGCCGAGAAUGAGAAGCUGGUGGACGAGAAGACUCUGCUGGAGACCUCCUUCCAGCAGCAUCGGGAGAGGGCGGAACAGCUGAGUCAGGAGAAUGAGAAGCUCCUCAAUCUCUUACAAGAGCGAGCGAAGAACAACGAGGAGCCCAGCGCCCAGGAGGGAAAGCUGCAGGAGCUGGAGCAGAAGUGCACGGACAUCCUGGAGCAGGGCCGCUUCGAGAGGGAGAAGCUGCUCAGCAUCCAGCAGCAGCUCACCUGCAGCCUGCGCAAGGUGGAGGAGGAGAACCUGGGGGCUCUGGAAACCAUCAAACGCCUCAAGGGCGAGAACGAAAAGCUGAACGGGGUCCUCGAAGUGGAGCGGCGUAACAACAGCGCGAUGGCGAAAACUCUGGAAGAAUGCAGAGUGUCCUUGGAAGGCUUGAAGGUGGAGAAUGGGUCUUUGAAGGCUCAUCUGGAGGGCGAGAAGCAAAAAACUAUAGCUGCCAGUACCCCGGGGCAGAAGGCAGAGAGCUGUGAAAUGCAAGAACUGCUCAAAGCGGCCCGAGCCGAGAAGGAUCAGCUGGAACUAUCCUGCACUGAUCUCAGACAGGAGUUGCUGAAGGCCAGUGGUGAAAUUAAGCGUGUUUCCAGCUUACUGGCCAAGGUGGAAAAGGAUUACUCCGACCUGAAGGAAGUAUGUGACCGUCAAGCCGAACAGCUGAGCAGGACCAGCCUGAAGCUGCAGGAGAAAGCAUCAGAGAGUGACGCUGAGAUAAAAGACAUGAAAGAGACCAUAUUUGAACUGGAGGACCAGGUGGAGCAGCACCGGGCCGUCAAGUUACAGAACAAUCAACUCAUCAGUGAGCUAGAAAGUAAUGUGAUGAAGCUGGAGGAGCAGAAGUCUGACUUGGAAAGGCAGCUGAAGAUGCUGACAAAGCAGAUUAAGGAGGAGACUGAGGAAUGGAGGCGGUUCCAAGCAGACCUGCAGACCGCCGUGGUGGUGGCCAAUGACAUCAAGUGUGAGGCCCAGCAGGAGCUGCGUACUGUGAAGAGAAGGCUCCUGGAAGAGGAGGAGAAGAACGCCAGGCUGCAGAAGGAGCUGGGCGACAUGCAGGGCCACGGCAGACCUGUGAAUGAACAGCCAGAGUCCUCGGAGGCAGACGUGACAGGCCGGUGGCACAAUGGCUACGCCAGCAGGACAUCCCCAGCACCUUCCGAAUCAACCACCACUGUCAAGUCGCUGAUCAAGUCGUUUGACUUGGGACGCUCAGGUGGAGGUGGGCAGAAUAUUUCUGUACAUAAGACCCCUAGGAGUCCCCUAAGUGGAAUACCAGUGCGGACUACCCCAGCAGCUGCUGUGUCUCCAAUGCAGAGGCAUUCAGCUUACGGCAGCCUGCGUCCAGGCAGCAAAGGAGUUACUCAACGCCUGGAUCUUCCAGACCUUCCCCUGUCAGAUCUUCUGAAGGCCAGGACCGAGGACCUGAAGCCUGACCCUUACCUCCGAAAGAGUCCCUCGCUGGAGUCACUGAGCAGACCCCCGUCGCUGGGCUUCGGGGCCACCAGACUGCUGAGCGCUUCCACUGGGGGGCUGAAACCACAGAGCAAACUCAGUGUGGAAAGAAGAGACCCUCUGGCAGCCUUGGCUCGGGAAUAUGGUGGCUCCAAGCGCAACGCACUGCUGAAGUGGUGCCAGAAGAAGACGGAAGGUUAUGCGAACAUUGAUAUCACCAAUUUCAGCAGCAGCUGGAGCGACGGCUUGGCCUUCUGUGCCCUACUGCACACCUACCUGCCUGCCCACAUCCCCUACCAGGAGCUCAACAGUCAAGAGAAAAAGCGGAAUCUCUUGUUGGCAUUCGAAGCAGCUGAGAGUGUGGGCAUCAAACCCAGCCUGGAGCUCAGCGAGAUGCUGUACACAGACCGGCCUGACUGGCAGAGCGUGAUGCAGUACGUGGCCCAGAUCUACAAGUACUUUGAGACCUAAACGCAGAGGGGCCAAGAGCUGCGGGCACCUGCAGUUUGUCCUGGAAGCACUUGUCAUCGUCCACCGACCCCACUCUUUCCACCACCCCACAGGCUGGAUCUCCAAGGAAAGCUCACGCCUGGUGGACCAACAUGCAAAUAAGAAACAGAGCUGGGCUCUGCUGCGUAGCCAGGUCAAAUGCAAACGUGACUGGAGUGUAGGUUGGGGAAUCCGGGCUCUGCAGUGGGAUGCUUCUGAGGAGUGUGGCCUUCCUCCACCCACACCAAGAUCCUCGGUCCCGGCUUCGCUCCGCUUCCUUCACCAGUCCUGCCUGCUGACCUCACACAAACCCGCACAGCAUCCCUGACAGCACCUCCAAAUCAGGCUUGCUGUUUGUUUCCUAACAGCCCUGGCUCUCGUUUUUUUAAGAACGUUGCCUUUCCCAGUCCUCCCUCCCUUUCUUCCCCCUCCCCUGACCACACACAUGCGUGCACACACACACACAUACACACGAGACAUUUGCUUUGGAACAACCUAGAAACAGACACCAGCCCUGCCUUUUGGGGAACUCAAGUUCUAGGUGAGAAUGGGGACACCUGCGUGGAGCUUGAUCCGCAACUUCUAGGCUGGCAGAGACCCUGGGCGCUUUGCUGAAGGGCCCCGCUGGAGGUGUCCCACAGGCGAAAGUGCCCACUGACCUCCAGCAACUGUUAAUGCCCUGGAAGGGAAACCACAAGUAACAUCCACCCACGCCUGUUGACCUGCCCUUACCCACGCUCCCAUUCACACCCACGCACGUUUGUUCUCCACACACAGCCCAAGGGAGGGUCAUGUGGUUCAGUCUUCACUUAUUUGCACGAUGAAAGAGAUCAAGGGUGUGGGGGAUUCUAAGCCCUGUCUUUGAACUCUAGAAGGACUUGGUCCUCUGCACUUGGCUAGGCCUUUCACAUUUGCAUAGCAAAUAAAGGAGUCCUUGGGGGUGGCUGGGGUGGUUCUAUUUAUACUGAACCGAGAAGUGCACUUUCGCCCUCACCCUGCUGGUCACCCUCAGUGACAGAGGAGGCCUCCUGCACUGCCCCAUCCCCUGGGAGGUAUGCUCUGAGCAGUUCAGGGAACCACCCAGUGACUCUGUGAUAGUCCCCUUGGGUGAAUUUACACAGGCCAUAGAGGUAAAAAGCUCAGUACCCACCCCGUGCUGAUUAAAGUGCCAAAUACAGCGUCAGUGCCCUUCUGACCAAGGGUCCCUGAGAGAUGUGAAAUUACUGCCGCUGCCAUGUACAGUGAGCCUCUGGUGGCUAAUCGCAGCCUCUCCUCCAGAGCCAGUUCCUAGGGCUGCAGGUCCAGUCCUUGUGCUGGGCAGCCAGGCUCUUGAGGCUGCUGCAGUGCCCAGAACCAGCAUCUCCACCUCCCAGCCCUCCGUGGCUCCCAGCUGCGGCUCUGCUGGGACCUGCCAGGAGCUCCGGUAAACCCACCGCAGGCCCAUCCCAUCAGCUGAUCCUGAAUGUCUAGAGUGCGUCUGGAGGUGUAGUCUGCCCAUUUCCGGAGUCCUGCAGGCAACUCUGAUGCGUGCCCGUGGUGAGAGCCCCAGCCUGGACUGGCCCAGGGCUGUGUGGCUGCUGUUUAGAAACUAGCACUAAUUUACAUAACUGCCCCUUUGGUUCCUAAUGGAAGCUUGAACAAAUUGAACUUGCUCUUUCCUGAUGAGUGCGUCUCAGUGAAAAUCAUUACCUGUGUUGCUUCAUGCACCUGUCUCUGUUGACUCACCUGAUGCAUCUUCGAUAUCUCUAUGCUUCUGCUUCGCUCACCCCCCAAAUGGGGGUGGGGAGUGGCGGGGGCCACAACUGAAAUCUCAAGUUGCUGGGUCGAGCAGGUGGUGGCUGUGUUUAAGCUGGGAUUACUCCAGGGUUUUGUGUGGCGCAGGCAGCUGAGGCCCUGGGAUACGGGAGAGGUGGUUAGUUAGCAUACUGGCGUCCUGUUCUCAGUGAUUACAUAAAUGUUCUUGAAGGAGCUCUGGGCACAGCCAUCCCCAUGCUGGGUGAUGCAGCAUCCCUCUCUCUCCAUGCUGUGACCGAUGCCAGUCCUCCCCUGGGAGCCAGCCUCCAUGGCCAAACACUCAGCCCAGACACAGUUCUCAUCUGCAUCCUUUGCUUCCCGUAGGGUAAAAACAAAGAAGGAAAUGUCAUCUGAAAGAUCGUAUGCAGUUUGCUCUAUAAUUCCAGGAGCUUCCCCACCACCCUUCUGCCUGCCAGCAAGCAGGAGAGGGAUCCUCCAGGCCCAGCAGCCUCGCCCCUGCCCCCAGGCCAGAGGGUCAGCCUAGAGGCACAGAACAGAGGGCAACGCGGUCCCACCCAGGCUGGGCCAAGAGGACGGUUUCCAGUUCCAUCUUUCAUUAGGGUGCCCAGAGCACUCCACUGUGAAUAUAGAAAAGGGGCAAGCUGAGACAACAAGACGGCAGCAGCUGGCAUUUUCUUUAUUUCCAAUCUGCAGGUUUAUACCAUUCCCGGUUUUCUUUCUGGAGUGAGACUUUCAGAGGUCCCAGGAGCUGUGUUCCUCAAGCCAGAAACUAGUCACUCACUUGGCUUUUCCUUUAAAUGUCGUUUUUAUACCAAAACAAAAAAACACAAAACCUGAAGAAUGGAACAACUUUGUAAGACAUAAAGAGAAGUCCUCCGUGUGGUCCUCUGCAUUGCCAGUUGCUCUGCAGGUUGUAUUACAGCUGACCAAGGGUUGUGUGGUGGCCCCUGCCUCCAUGGGGGUGACGUUCCAUGGAACUUCUCCCAUCUCAGUCUCUUCUCACUGCCAGGAUGCUGCUGGUCUUUUGUUUCCAUUCUUCAGUUGUUGCACAGCAGGGACCUUCCACAGUGGAUGCCACAUGUGAGAGACAAAAAUAAAAUCAGUUCCGAAGUAAAAGGCCAGCUAGCAAGGGCAAUGAACAUUUAUAGGUUUCCUUUCCUGGCUGUCUUCAUCUCCUCCCAUCUCCCCAUGGAGGUGGGGAAUGACAGCAGGUGUGUCACCUACCAGUGGAGACCACGGACUAGGUAGUUUGAGCAACUCCACCAGCCUCAGUACUCACUCAGUGUCCCAAGGUUCCAGUGCCAUGUGAAUGACACAGGGUAAAGGCUGGACCCUUGGCAGCCUUUUAAAAAGUGUUUUGUUUGUUUGUUUAAUACCCGCCUUUGCCCAAGUUUCGCUCUAACCCAAGUUAGAGCUUGGCUAAAUCUGUAACAUCCUGAGUAGCUCACUAAUUUUAACUACAUUAGUUGAACGUAGUUGAUACAUCUGUGGCCUCGUUUCUAUAAAAAGCACAUUAGGCUAUACCAAGCGCUGUCAGGGUAUGACAUGCUGACAUAGAUGUAUUUAACUUAACAUGAAAGUGUAUAUUGCGUAUGAAUGUGUGAUAUUUCUAAUAAAUAUGUUUGUCUGA